This is a messenger RNA of Acomys russatus (golden spiny mouse), 1399 nucleotides long. RefSeq names its product quinone oxidoreductase-like protein 2. The transcript has 9 exons. NCBI's taxonomy places the organism in Eukaryota, Metazoa, Chordata, Mammalia, Rodentia, Muridae. The record is from RefSeq and is a predicted model, not a curated record. Gene Ontology annotation, molecular function: oxidoreductase activity. Gene Ontology annotation, cellular component: mitochondrion. Bases 87 to 1205 code for a protein of 372 amino acids.
GGGCGCGUCCUCCGACGCCUUUCCGCUCUCCCCGCGGGCUCUUCCUGCCACCCGCUGGCCACGCCCCUCGCGACUUUCUGCUGGCCAUGGCGGCUCGGCUGUGUGUACGGUGCCUCCCUCCGGCAUGGCUCUGCAGGUGCAAGCCCCACUCUUCCCUGAGAUCCCCCCACCUCCAGCACGGGCCCUUUUUUCUUCCUAGCAGGCUAGCCGGGCAGGGCCAAUGCCGGCAUUACCGCGCCGCCCUCUGCAAGGAGUUGAAGCAGCCCCUGGCCAUUGAAGAGGUGGUUCCCCGCCCUGUCGGGCCACAGGAGGUCAGAGUUGAUAUUCACUUCUGUGGCAUUAACUUUGCUGAUAUUUUGGUCUGUCGUGGUCAGUAUCAGGAAAAGCCUCCUCUUCCCUUUACACCUGGAAUGGAGUUUUCUGGGGCUGUCUUGGAGACAGGAGUGGAUGUCAGCACUGUGAAAAAGGGAGAUCGAGUGAUUGGAGUGAGCAGCCUUAGCGCUAUGGCCGAGCAGUGCAUCACCGACCAGAAGACCCUGUGGCGAGUUCCAGAAAAUGUCUCUCUGCAGGAUGCCGCCGUCCUGCCUGUAUCUUACGGCACCGCUAUUUUGGCUGCAGCUCAUCGGGCCCGCAUCCAGCCUGGAGAAACUGUUUUAGUGACAGCAGCCGCCGGAGCCACAGGCCUUGCAGUGAUAGAUGUGGCGACAAAUGUUCUCCAGGCCAAGGUCAUAGCUGCGGCUGGAAGCGACGAGAAGUGCAAGCUGGCGAUGCAGAGGGGUGCACAGUCCAGCGUGAACUACAGCCAGGGCAGCCUGAAGGAGGCAGUGAGGAAGCUGGUGGGCAGCGGUGGGGUGAACGUGGCCAUUGACAUGGUGGGAGGAGACAUCUUCCUGGAGUCGCUCCGCAGCCUGGCGUGGGAGGGCAGGAUUGUGGUGCUGGGAUUCGCUGGAGGAAACAUCGCAUCCCUGCCCAGCAACCUUUUGCUCCUGAAGAACAUCUCCGCCAUGGGCCUGUUCUGGGGUCGCUACCAACACCAGGACUUCGCCAGGUUUUCCGAGAGCAUGGCCUCCGCCCUGCAGUACUGCCAGCAAGGGCUGAUCCACCCACACACCGGGGCAGUCUUCAAACUGGAGAAGAUCAACGAUGCUUUCCUUCAUGUGAUGCAGCGCAAAUCCACGGGCAAGGUGCUCCUGUCCCUCAAGUGACGCCUCACCUGGGCGGAUUCCCAAACCUCGUCUCCUUCCUGCAUCCCAAAGGGCUGGGCCUUAUUGACCCAGGGGCCACAUCUUGGGGUUACUCCCUGUGGUUCUGCUUUCUUGUUGCCCAUCAUCAGUGUCAUCACAGAGGCUCUUGCCCAAACUCGACUCCUUCUGGGAACAAAAGGAACUAUUAGUAAUUC